CAUGAGUUGCUCAUUAGAGGCAAGUGGCUCCACUCCACAAGUGCCUAAAAACAGCCUACUGAAGAAGGAAGUUAGAGGAACUUUUGAUUUAACAGUAUUAAGGAAAGAACAUUAUUGCAACCAAUUGUAAGGACUUUGUACUAACUGGGUGAACUAUUUGUGUUUGGGAAACCUGCCUAAAAAGAGCAAUUUCUGUGCCGAGCAAGAUAACAAGUGUCUUCUCUGUUCUCUGGCAACAAAUUUGGAUUCAGUAGCCCCAAGUGGUGAGGCUAUUAAGUACUUGUGCUGAUGCUGGAAGGGAUUCUUCAGAGUAUACAAAAGGUGAAACUCACUCCUGUGAAGAGGACUGCUAUAAAACCCUCUUACUAAACACCACUCAAGCCAUAUGUUGAAGAUGUAAGUGGUGCAUAGCCUCUAUUCUGGCUCUCUGCAAAAGGACAUGCUUUACCUGCUAAGAAUAUAUCCUACUAACAUCCAGCCAUGAACUCAAACCAGUGCUUGAGAGCUAUUUCUGUGAUACAGCACUUCAAAUAGUGACUUCAUAACACCUACCUAUAAGGGAUUGCUAUUUAAAUUUGUCCUGUUGAGGAACUAUUUAUUUGUUUGCCGCUUAUGAAAAGACUGUUCCUCUCUAGUUUGUUUAGAACCAGGAAACGUCAGAGAGUGGAAGACAACAAUCUCAUUCUUUCAUUUUAUUUUGUAUGGGCAACUCUGUACUGUGUGCAUUUAUUAGUCUCUCAUGAUACUUGGUUAGGAGAAAUGGUGACUUGUUUAACUUUUUGGCUGAAGAUGCACCUUAUGGGCUCCAGAGAUGUACCUUAACACUAGUGAUUUCCUAGGGAGGUUCCAGUUUUGGAUUCAUGCCUUCUCUUGUGAUUGACAUUGCGCUGGGCAGGGUACAGAUCAUCUUGUGCCAGUAUUAAACAGGGUUAGCUGCCUGCUUUGAUCAGGCUGAACCUUUCAGCACUUUUUGAUAUGACUGACCAUGUGGUGUUACUUUGUUAAUGAAGGGAAGUCUGUGGCUGGAAUCACUCCCCAGUGGCUCUAGUUGCAUCUUUCAACAUAGUGAUGGUAGACAACUCUCAUUGCUGUGGGAGUUCAGAUCUAGUAAUCCAUCAGUUCUCCUUCAUCUCUCAUGCUUCCCAACAUGUGAGCCUUAUGGCAAGGUCAUUUCUCUACAUCAAAUAUGGCUGUAUGGCUCAUAUUUUGAGAUUGGAGCCGUGACUAGACAGUCCCUCUUUGUCCCACCAGUGGGACUGAUGGUAUAGACAGGCUUCCAGGCAGUAAUCUGCAUUUAAACACCAUGUUACUUAAUUCUGUACAGGAUGGUCUUCAUGACAUGAUGCUUCAAACACCAGCAUUUGUCAGCACGUUGUCUAUGGAUAGUGAGAGCUGCAUAGGUGGGAAAAAUCAGGGAAAACUUAGUGUACACAUUAGUGUAAAUGCUGCUGCAACAAAAUGGGGAUUGAAGGGCCCAGAGAGGGAGAGAAGACUAACCAUAUAGGAAUACUCUGCUUCUGGCUGCUCCAAGGCAGGGCUCUGAACUUGUUUAAAUCCAACUUCUAUUUUGAUCCUGAAAAUCACUUUAAAAACCAAACAAAAACUUACUGUACACACCCCUGCAUACUGCAGGAAUGCUCAAAAGCAAAGUCAGGCAGAACAAUGCGGUUCUUACUAUCAGAGUUAGACCUUUGAUACAAAGAAGAGACAGCUGUAAUAAAUUUAACACAUGAACACUGUGAUACAGCUGUGAUCACAGCUAAAUGUUAAUGCCUGUCAGAGGAUGCUGAUAUCAGUGAUUACCAUUACCGCAUUUGCUUUUCGUGAGGUACACAUAGCUUUCUCUUUGUGUACAAAAGGUAACUUUUGGAGAGGACUGAGGGGGCAAGUAAUGAACUGGCUAAAUAGAACACUUAAAUUAAUUUGAUCCACAGUGAAGUGCGUGCACUCAAAAUUAGACCAGCUCGUAGUUGGGAGUGAAUAGCUUGGAGGCACAGAUGAAUGAAUUGUGCACAGAAUGACACAGUAACUGCAGCCUGUACUCUAUACCUUUGAACUAGUUAAUGACCUAUGCACCCAAAAUUAUUGAAACCUCUUUCUUGUGGGGCAUGAUCUCAUUGAAGUCAAUGGAAACAGGCCCAUAGAUCUCUGGAUGCUCCUAACCGAUGUGUUCCCAACAUUAGCAUUUUGGUGGAAUAGCUCAAUGUGGCUAAGGGAGACCACCUCAGACAAUAGUAGAAUCUGGACUCCUCAACACGUUAAAAGCAUGUUGGAAAAGUGAAAAAUGUCAUGCUUUGAGUCUAAAUCCUGUCCAUCUGCCCAAGAGGAGGUGAAGGAGGAUGGGCUGUCUAGUGGAUAGGGUGCUAGCCUGGGACUUGGGAGACCCAGGAUGAAUUCCAUGCUCCACCACAGACUUCUCUCCAUCUGUAAAAUGGGGAUAAUAAUACUUUCCUAUCUCCCAGGCACUGAGGAUAAAUGCAUCAGACAAUGAGGUGCUCAGAUCAUACAGUAAUGGGUUCUAUAUAAACACCUUAGAUAGAAAAUGGAAGGCAUAUUAGAACAGACAAGAUACAUCUAAUAAUGCAUACUACCCAGAUAGUUGACAAUGCUUCAGAGGAAGGUAUAUAACCACUACAGUGCACCUAAAUGUCUAUAGCCAAAUGCAGAGGGUUCUUCCUAACUGUAACAAUGUGGUCUGUCCCUUUUAAGGGGUGUCAGGCCCAGGGGCCUGCCAAACCCCUUUGCCAAGGCAAACCUCUUUAAUGGUAAGUAUUUCAUCAGAAUGGGGGCCAGCUGUUUUAAUAACAUGCCUACAAUUCUUAGCAGGUAAAAAGACGGGGGGGGGGGGAGGGGGAGAGUCUGAAGAGAGGUUCCCUGUAACCUGAUAAGGGUAAACUAGGGAAGCCCGUGAGGAUUACAGCACAGUCCCUGUGCGGGGAGGGGGCUGUGAUAAUCUUGUCUCAAGACAGAAGGAAGUUUGGGCUGAGGAGGAGGUGCUGGGAAGGAGAAACAGGACAACUUGAGGGGCAGAAAAAACUGAUUAUUUAGGAUUUCCAGGUCUGGGAAUUCAUGGCAGAGGGAGGGUGUGGGUUCUCCCUAGGCUACCAUCCUGGUAGAGAGUGCAGCAACAGGUGUUGCUAAGAGGAGGUAGAAGGAACUAACCAGAGCCCAGGAGGGCUGGAAUUUGAGCCUGGGAAUAGAAAGCCAAAGCCGGUUAUGUGACCGGCGCAGGUCCAAGAUGGAAGACUGAUGUUUUUCUUUGGACUUUGAUUACACUAGAAGGGUUGGACUUAGCCAGAAGGCCAAGCCACCUCAGAAACUGAGUCACUGAAAACCCAGGAGGGAAACUGAGGCAGGUUGUCUGCAGUGCCACACCACACAGGGGCCUGCUCUGGAACUGCACCCUGCUAUGUUAACCCCAUUUUAUACUCUGGGGGAUUCAUGAACCACUGUAACUAUUAUCCUACCCACUAUAAUUGCAGAUGCUGUUAUUUUAUGUAAAAUGUGAAAUCUCCCUUUUAAUCCCUAAGGAAUGGAUACAUGGAGAUCCUUGCAUUGAAACAAAUACAGCUACUUUUCAAUGGAAUGAUUAAUAUCUUCACAUGUACAAAAAGCUCAGCAUCUCAUUUCAAUGGAAUGAUUAAUAUCUUCACAUGUACAAAAAGCUCAGCAUCUCACAUCCACAUAACAGCACUCUGUGCAACAGUCAUGAGUGACGGUGUGAGAAGUAUCAUAUUUUUAAUAUCCUGACUGAGCAUCCAGAUGUGUAAUGAAACAUUGCACAGCUCAGGAGGGUUGUGUGUGUGUUGGAGGGGGUGUGUGAAUUGGAUAUCCAUGUUGAAUAUUCCAGUAAGCUGCGUAUCCAUGGAGAUAAAGCCUGUCCAAAUCACUUUACUGAUUCCUUUUGCUUAGCUGUGUAGAAGAAAUUUUACAGGUUAAUAAACUGACUUUAUUGAGACUGAAUGUGACAAUCCUUUCUCACUUUUAAAAUACAGGUGCAGGAUACAAAUUUGAUGCAGGCUUUGGGAAGAUUGCUUCAAUCCUCCCUGUUAUGCUUUACCAGUUUGCUGUUGGACUUGUUCUAGAGAUAUGCCCAUUAUCACCAGAAGGUGUCAGACUGCUACCAUAUCAAAAGUGGAGUGUUACCAAAAUUCAAAGAAGGCUAAUGCAGCUGCAUUUUGAAAACUGAGUGAAAUACAACCAAAUGGACUCCUCGAAGCACUUGCUUUGAUCUGCUGAGUUGGGGGGAAAUCGUACUGAGGAUCUGGUGUCUACCUCUGUAACCUCUAACUUCUCAGUGCUAUGGAACAAAGUGAGGGCGAGCAGGCACCCCAGCCAGAGAGUCAUGAGGACAGCAAGAGCAAUGUGAAAUCCUUGCCUGGGGGAGCUGUCCAUGUCUGGGGAGAAAUAAAAAAACAUGCAGUUACAGAUGACUACAAGCUCUCCAAACGGGUGCUAGGUUUGGGUGUUAAUGGCAAAGUACUGGAGUGUUUUAACAAGGUGACAGAGCAGAAAUGUGCUUUAAAGCUCCUGUAUGACAGUCCGAAAGCACGACAGGAGGUGGAUCAUCAUUGGAGGGCGUCAGGGUGUCCCCAUAUUGUCCACAUUCUGGAUGUGUACGAGAACAUACACCAGGGGAAAAGAUGCCUCCUCAUCGUCAUGGAAUGCAUGGAGGGAGGGGAGCUGUUCAGUAGGAUCCAGGAGCGAGGAGACCAAGCUUUCACAGAGAAAGAGGCCUCUGAGAUAAUGAGAGACAUCGGAACAGCCAUCCAGUAUCUGCAUGCAAUGAACAUUGCCCAUAGAGACGUCAAGCCUGAAAACCUACUUUACACAUCCAAAGAAAAGAACGCAGUACUCAAGCUCACAGACUUCGGGUUUGCCAAAGAGACCACUGUACAGAAUGCACUGCAGACGCCCUGUUACACUCCGUAUUAUGUGGCCCCGGAAGUCCUUGGUCCUGAGAAAUAUGACAAAUCAUGUGACAUGUGGUCUCUUGGUGUCAUCACAUAUAUUCUCCUGUGUGGGUUUCCUCCAUUUUACUCCAACACCGGACAAGCCAUUUCCCCAGGGAUGAAAAGGAGAAUUCGGAUGGGGCAAUAUGGGUUUCCCAAUCCAGAAUGGUCUGACGUAUCAGAAGAAGCCAAGCAGCUGAUUCGUCACUUGCUUAAGACAGACCCGACUGAGAGAAUGACGAUUUCUCAAUUUAUGAAUCAUCCUUGGAUUAAUAAAUCAAUGGUGGUACCACCAACCCCGCUUCAUACUGCACGGGUCCUGCAGGAGGAUAAAGACCACUGGGAUGAAGUGAAGGAAGAGAUGACGAGUGCUUUGGCUACUAUGAGAGUGGACUACGACCAAGUGAAAAUCAAAGACUUGAAAACAUCCAACAACCGCCUCCUCAACAAACGCCGCAAGAAACAGAAACAGGCAGGCACCUCCUCCGCAGCCCCAGGAUGUAGCAACCAGUGAGAAUAAAGGAGAGGAGGCUGAGGACUUGAGGGUUAAAAUUAAAAGGAACAAAUAAAACUGAGCAGGGUCAGCUUACCCUAUACCACAAAGGGGCUGGCCUUGAGAAAAAGAGGAACCUGGCCUGCAAAGGGGGGAAGUGAUAAAGACUACAUCAUUCUAGAAUGUUAUCUGGGCUUUGCUUUUUAAGGGGGAUUUGUUCUUGUCAUAUGAUUUUUGCAUUUUGCCAGGGGUACCUAGCAGUACCAGAAACUGGGGAAUUUUGACACAUCUUUAGCUGUUUUGGGGCAGCAGAGGGUACAGGAGAUCAAGUCUUAGAAUACCGAUACACGAAGGUUUUAACCACAGCCUGUGAGAGUGACUUCUACUGUGAUUUUAAGCUUGUGAAGGGGAAGACCAAAGUGUUCUGGUAGGAGAGGUUCAAGACUUCAAACACAGGCAUGGGGAAGGGAGUGAAAUGUCACUGCUCUCUUUACACAAGCAGCACAGUCUCAACUCUUGGUGUUGCUGGUGCAUCUGAAUCGCAGCUCAUGCUAGCAUUGGUGAGAACAGUGAGUGUUUUCCAGGUUUAACUCCUACAGCUGCACAUCAUCUGAACAGAGAAGCACUGUCCUUGAUUUAGGAAAACCUUCCUGUGCCACUAAUGGAUGGAGUAAGGGUUUCUUCUUGCAUUUCCUUAUUCACACAGAUCCUUAGUCUUAUGUGAAAUUCAGGUUUUGUAGCACUUUUCUAAUUCAGUAGUUUGUUCAUUUUCUACAGUUACAAUGAUGCCAUGUCUGUUCUACUGGCAUAUCUCUCUGGCGUUUUUUGUUUUUGUUUUUUAAAUCUAUGGCAGUAUUUUACAUAAAGCUGUUUGUUUUUAAUUAGGACUCAGAACAUGUCAUUAAUCCUUCUGAGUCUGUGAACCUUCAAUGAACACAACUGGAUAACUAUCAUAUACACACCUCUGCUCUAAAGAGAGGCGUCUGAAGUCCACAAAGAAAUGGAAAGGGUUGUUCUCUGUAGGAAAUCCCAUUGUCUGACUUCAUCCAGUCUAUUACAUGCAGGUCUUAUGCCUUAUGUAAGGUGCUUAUUUCUGUUAGGUUUUCCUGCUGUGCUUUAACAAGCAAACUUUAAACCUUGGGGAGUAUUUUGACCCAUUCUGACACUAGAAAGUGUAAACCAAUGUCAGCAAUACUGCUGGAUCCAGAGUCCCAACAUGGAUAUGUACCCAUUGUCUUUUUUUUCUAACUCAAACUUCUGGUUUAGAUAUUCUGGCUGUGGUUUGUUAAUUUGUUCUUCUACUUUAUGUUCAGAUUGUUCCUUCUUACUGCAUUACGGGUUUUAUUUGAGGUGAACAAAAUAUCAGCGAGAAUGUGGAGAGUUUUUAAGGUGAAAUUAAAUGCUUCCAAUGCUGCAAAUAAACACAUUAUAACAUGGGAAAUGAGGGGCUGAAAGGGUCAGACAAGAGGACAGCAGUGUACAGGAGGCAAAGCAAUCCUGCCAAACAGGGUCUGGAUCUUCCAAUUUAUUUGAAAACCACACUGAAUUUGUUACCUCUCCACUGAAGAUCCGCUUGAUGCUUCGACCUUACAGAUGGGCUCUGGUCCCUUGUAGGAAGCACUGGCUAUCCCUACAAACCAUCCACUUUUCUUUGUGUAAUCUUUGGAUUUUACAAAAUGAUUUUAAUAAAUAAUGAUGUUCCAGCA
This is a messenger RNA of Chelonia mydas (Green sea turtle), 7151 nucleotides long. It is a transcript of the gene MAPKAPK3, whose product is annotated as MAPK activated protein kinase 3. Gene Ontology annotation, molecular function: calcium/calmodulin-dependent protein kinase activity; ATP binding; calmodulin binding. The record is from RefSeq and is a predicted model, not a curated record. Gene Ontology annotation, cellular component: nucleus; cytoplasm. The coding region runs from base 4303 to 5466 and encodes 387 amino acids. The transcript is spliced from 11 exons. Lineage: Eukaryota; Metazoa; Chordata; Testudines; Cheloniidae. Gene Ontology annotation, biological process: protein autophosphorylation; peptidyl-serine phosphorylation; toll-like receptor signaling pathway.